Mus caroli (Ryukyu mouse) is the source of this 8803-nucleotide messenger RNA. NCBI's taxonomy places the organism in Eukaryota, Metazoa, Chordata, Mammalia, Rodentia, Muridae. The record is from RefSeq and is a predicted model, not a curated record.
CGCAACCGCCAGUCAACUCGCUUCCCCUCCCUUCCUCGCCCCUCCCCCUCUCNUCCUCUUCCACAGGCGCCUGGAGCGCGAGGCCGACAUGGAGCCUGAGGACCUGCCGUGGCCUGACGAGCUGGAGGAGGAGGAGGAAGAAGAAGAGGAGGAGGAGGGCGAGGAAGAGGAGGGGAAGAAAGAGGUGGAGAACGCCUCGGCGGCGGCGCCCGAGGAGGCCCUGACCUCUGAGGAGAGUGGGAGACUGGAAGAGUUCGAAGAGGCGGGGCCCGACUUGGAUUUUAACUGCGAGUCCCAGCGGCAGGAGAGCACGGACGAAGAGGAGGACGAGCUGGCUAAAGCCUGGNUGCAGGCUCACCCCGACCGUCCUGGCAGUGCUUUCUCUCUGCCCCCUCCCACGCCUCCGCCUCCGCCUCUGUCCCCGUGGCUCCGGUACACCCCAGUGGAGCAUCUGGGCAAGACUGAGGUUGUNCCACUGACUUGCCGUGUAUGGCAGGAGUCAUCAUAUCAAGAUAAUUCUAGAGCCCAGUUUUCCAACUCCAGUACAAUGUUAUUGGAAACAGGGGUCCAGUGGGGCUCUGAGGAGGAUCAGAGAACAGAGUCUUGGCAUUGUCUUCCUCAAGAAAGGGAUUCUUCCCAAACCUUGGAUGUGUCCCAAACUGAGAUGGGCAGAGGAGAAGGAACAGAAGGAACAGACCUACCCUCUCAGGAGGGGGGUGAACCAGCUCCAUCACAGUGUCCAGGAAAGAAGCCAAAGCUCAAUGUCUUGUGUUCUCCACUGCUAGUGAUACAGGAUAACUUUGCUGCUCCUGAUUUGCCUUUGCUGACAUGUUUGAUACAAGACCAAGAAGAGGUUGAGCCUGAUUCCUUGUUUCAACAAAGUGAACUCGAAUUUGCACCUUUGAGAGGAAUUCCUGAUAAGUCUGAAGAUACUGAAUGGCUUGCUCGACCAUCAGAAGUUAGUGAAGCUUUAAUCCAAGCCACCUCAGAAACAUCUUCAGACUUAGCUAACAGUUGCUUUAGUAUAUCUCAGCAUCCACUUACAGGUAGCACAACUUUUGGGUCUCAGCGCUCUCUUUUCAUGUUUGAACAAGAGAAUAAUGGAGAAACUGUACCAUCUAAUGCCCCUGAUGAACUGAAAAGCCCGAAGGACUCAGAUCAUGAUGUCCUGUGUUCAUAUAUGUCAUGGCUACCAGAAAAGGACACUCAGCAGCCAGAAGGCAACUUGGCUGAUAAAGACCAAGUUUCCACCUCAACUUUAUCCGAUAUUAGUGAUGAAAGUAUAGCUGCUAAAAGAAACAACAGUUUUGGUGUUUCUUGUUCAUGUAAUCNGUAUUGGAACCAGAAAGCCUUACAACAGACUGAAGCAUGUCUAGCCAGUAAGGACCAUGCUUCCUUCCCAUGUAAAAUUACUCCUCUUCCUAAUAAAGUGCCAUACUCUUUUCUGCAAUGCAUGUUAAAAAGAGGAAAAGGGGCUCCCUUGACCACUGAUAAUCAUCUUGAGAAUGUUUGUUUAAGGACUCCAGCAGAAGAUGAGAUGAGUCUAAAGAAUGAGUCUUUGGAGGGUUUUGAAGGAAAUGAAGAUCUGCAGAAAGAAUUAUCUCAAUUCUUUAAGCAAAAGGAGACUAGAAAUACUUGGGCAUCUUCUCAGGUGCAUACCAGAUAUCCAGAGAUAAAGUAUAUUGGGACUGUUGCCNUCCCUGAUAGUAAAAAACAAGUUGCAGAACCAUAUAUUCUCUACAGAGGACUUGAUAUCUCUGGUUGUCCUCUUCGGACAGUCAAAUCCAACUUGGAUGAGACAUCAGAACAACUCUAUUUUCAAGAGGAAAGAAACCAAAAGGCAGCUCCUACUUUUGGUGAGAAAAAUGUUGAUGCUACUGAAAAUGUAGCCUUUGAGGCAAUUAUUGCCUCAAUUGAGUCUUCCAAUCAAGAGAGUCUUAUUAGUGAGACUCAAACGGAUAACACUGAACUGUUAGCAGAUGACAGCGAAGAGAAAGAACCCCUAAAACCAGAUNUUUCCCUGUUAAAUUGUAAGAAUGAAAUCUCUUUCAUCGAUGAGCUUAAGUAUCUGAAAUACCAGUCUACUCCUGGGGUGUUUGAACCAGCAGAUUCAAAACCAUUGUUGUAUAAAGAAGAUGAUGCUAGCUCCCUAUAUCUGUAUCCAGAUUUAAAGUCACCCGUUAAUGCUCCUCAGAACAUGCUCAGUAGGCCGGUUUCUGUCACUCUAGAGCUUAAGUCAUCUUUAAGUGAAAAAGCUUGCAAUCAGGCUGUUGGUCUUGAAACACGGUCACCUUCAUUUCAAUAUGGUAUAAGCAAUCUUGACCUUACAGAGAAGAUAGGCUCUUCAAGCAUUAGUUUUGCAAUGAAAAUAGCAACUUCAGAAUCUUGGGUUUUAGAAGAUUUAAAGCAGCAGACCUUUGAAGAAGUUGCAGAUUCCUCAGACUAUAAAUUGGAGGGCCUGCAGGGGAAGGCUCAAUCUGGCGUCCUUACUAGGUGUGGUGAUGCGAAGUACUCCAGCCUUUAUGAAAACACUGGUGCACACAGUGAAAGAAUUGCUGAAUUGCAAAGAGAGGUAGAUUGCUCUAAUCUGAGCAUUAGCCAGGCUUCUCCAUCUUCAUUGCCUUCAUUUGUUCCUCAAGAACCAACCAGUGAGUCGGAAUACCAUUCCUCCAAUCUCAGAAUGUUGAGGGUAUCUCCCGACACUCUGCUAACAACGCAUACACAUUCAGCAGGAUCUGCUGAGCAGAAGAUUGGAGCAGCAGUAGUCUCUUCUGCUUCCUCACAGGAAAUAAAGCCUGGGAGUUUUCACCAACAAGAGUUGCCAGAUAGGCAUCUUAAUGAAGAGAUUCAGAAAGUGUCACCUGCUCUUAGGACAGCUGGCCAGAAGCCUGAGAUGCUACCAGUACAAUCUAGUUUUUACUCUAAAGGAAUGAAAUCUAUUUUCUGUCAACAUCCUGUGUCACACAGUCAUCAAGGCAAAGAGCCUCUAAAUGNUUCAGCUGUUUCUGGAUCAGCUGAUAAUAAAGCUUUCUACCAGCAAACAUUAUCAGACAGUCUACUAACUCAAGACACAUUGCCAGUUUCUGUUAUUCCUGGCCUAGGUGACCAGAAGACUCCUGUAUCAUCCGAAUUCUCUCUUUCAUAUUCUCAUAGAGGAAAGAACCUGCCCAAAGAUGUUGUGAAAGUUUCCACUGAUUCUGGAUCUGCUCACAAGAAGGCUGACAUUCUAACAGCGUCCUCUAGAACCUACCAGUACAAAACGAAACCUGGUUUUAAUAUUUACCACCAAGAGUUGCCAGACAGUCGUGGACCUAUAGGGACUAGAAAGGUUGCAUUUGAAUCUGGACCAGCUGGCCAGAAGUCUGGGGUUUCUCACCCAUAUGUUGAGAUGCCCAGUGUUUUCUAUCAGCAGGGGUUGCCAGAUAGGCAUUCAGCAAAAAGCCCUACAAAAACCUUUAUCCCAGGACCAGCUGACCAGAAGACUGAUCUGUCAACAGUACCCCCCACCUCCUCUUCGCAUGCAGAGAAGCCUGUUUCCCCCUGCCAGCUAACCUUGUCAGGUAGUCAUCUACCUGAAGAUGUUGUCAAAGCUUCUUCUGUUUGUAAGUCAUCUGAUGAGUUAUCUGGAAUAACAGCUCUAGCCUCUGCUUCCUACUCAUCUAAAGGGAGACCCAAUAUUUCUUAUCAGCAGAAAUAUCCAGACAGCCACCUAACUGAAGAGGCCCAGAAAAUCUUGGGUACAACUGGAACAGACCACCAGAACACUGGGGCACCAACAGUAACUCCUAGUUCCUACUUCCCUGGAGAAGAGUCCAUUAUUUUUUACCAAGCUGGCUUUCCAGGUAACACUCUGUCUGCAAUGUCUUUUAAAGUUCCAAGGAUUUCUGGAUCAACUGAACAGACUAACAUAACAACAACAGGAUCAUCAGGUUCCUACUCAGUUGGAGAGAAGUCCAUUAUUUUCUACCAUCAGGCCUUGCCAGAUGGUCAUCUUCCUAAAGAAGCUUCUCCUGCACCCGCUGACCUAAACACUGGGGAGCCACCAAUGUAUUUGGCUUCCUGUUCUGUUGGAGUAAAGCCCAUUAUUUUCUACCAGCAGCCUAUGUCAGAUAGUCAGCUAAGUAAAGGUCACAAAGAAUCAGCUGUUCCUGGACCAGCUGACCAGAAGACUGCCAUACCAACAGUGCAUUCUACUUCCCAGUCAUAUAUAGGGAGGCGUACUGUUUCUUACCAGCAAGCGUUUCCAGAUCUUAGUGAAGAGGCUUUGAAAGUUCUAGGUGAUGCUGGAUCCACUGAACAGAAAACUCAAAUACCAGUAGUGUCUUCUGCUCCCUUACACAAAGAGGGGCCUGGUGCNUACCAGGAGGAUUUGCCAGAUCUUACUGAAGAACCUUUGCAAAUUUUAGGUGUUUCUGAAGAAGUUUCUUCUAGCUCUUAUCAGAGGAAGUUACCAGAUCAUACUGAAGUAUUUUUGAAAUCAGUAGGCUCUGGCUCUGCUGAUCGGAAGACUGNGGCACAAAUUGUCUCCCCAAGUAGAGAGAAGUCCAGUGGUUUUCAUCAGCAGGAGUUGCCAAGUACUGGUGGGGAUGCACUAGAUGCCUUUCAUCCCAAACCAGUUGUCCAGAAGGUCNGGAAGGCACAGANGCCUGGGACACCAGCAGGACCUUCUAGUUCCCACUUCCAUAAAGAACAACCCAGUGAUUAUCAAAAGACCUCACCAGGUCGUGAUCUAACUGAAAGUUCUUUGAAGGCAUCAACUGUUCCAGGACUACAUGAUCAGAAAAAGAGCCCUGCAGUCUCAUCUGGUUUCUGCUUACACAAAGAGAAAUACAAGAUUUCAGCUUCACCUUUGCUGAAUUGCCAGACAGCCGAGUUGCUAACAGUUACUCAGAGGUCCUGUUUACAUGGAGAGGAUCCUGCCAUUUCAACUGUGAUCAAACCAGAUGACCAAAAGAUUCCAUUACCAACAACUUUUCAUAGCUCCUGUGAUCAAAAAGUAAAACCUGUUAUUUUUGUUCAAAAUCAGUUACGAGAUAGAGAUCAAAGUGAAGAUAUUCCGAAGAUUUCAACUGUCUCUGAGCCAACUGUUGUAAAUACAGUUCUACCAGUACUUCUGUCUGGUUCUUAUUCACACAGAGAGAAGUCAGAUUCAUUUUACCCACAGGAACUGCCAGAUAGACAUCUAACUGAAGUUGAUCUGAAGGUUUCAAGCGGUCUUGGUCAAGCUGACCAGAUUUCUGGGUUACCUACAGGUAUUCCUGGUACUUAUUCACACAGUGAAAAGCACCAGCUUAUCUCAGAACAUGUCCAAGAGCUGAUGGAUAACUUGAAUUCUUCUGAGUCUUCUUGUCUCAGUGUGGAUAGUAUGCCUCUAAACUCACAAAUUGAUGAUGGAGUUAUCAUAUGUAAGCCAGAAUCUUUAGGUUUUGCCAAUGUUGGCUGUGAGGAAAUCCAGGAUAUAGAUCAUGGUUCCAAAACUCUUAAGGAAAUUCAGACUCUCUUGAUGGAAGCAGAAAAUAUGGCACUGAAACGAUGCAAUUUCUCUGCUCCCUUAGUCCCUUUCAGAGAUGUUAACGAUGUUUCAUUUNUACGAUCAAAGAAGGUGGUUUGCUUCAAAGAAUCCUCCACAACUGAUGUUUGUACCCAGAGGGAGUCAUUUGUAGAAGUUCCACACAUUGAAUAUGUACAGAAGGACAUUGGCACACAGACGAACCUUAAGUACCAGAGGGGUGUUGGAAAUUGGGAAUUUAUCAGUUCAGCUACCUUUAGAAGUCCUCUACAGGAAGCAGAAGGCACAGCUAGAAUGGCAUAUGAUGAAACUUUUAGGCAAUAUAAAGCUGCCAGGUCUGUAAUGAGGUCUGAACCUGAAGGCUGCAGUACAGGCAUUGGGAAUAAAAUGAUUAUCCCUAUGAUGACAAUCAUAAAGAGUGACUCGAGUAGUGAUACAAGCAUAACAGAUAGCCGAGAAGAGGAGUGGUUGUCAGAGAGCGAGGANGGCUAUGGUAGUACAGAUUCAUUGGCUGCACAUGUGAAGUACCUUCUGCAGUGUGAAACUUCACUGAAUCAAGCCAAACAGAUACUUAAAAAUGCAGAGGAAGAGGAAUAUCGGGUCCGAACCCAAGCCUGGAAUCUAAAGUUUAAUUUAGGACGUGACCGUGGAUACUCCAUUUCAGAAUUAAAUGAAGAUGACAGGAGGAAAGUAGAAGAGAUAAAAGCAAAGUUGUUUGGUCAUGGAAGAGCAACUCACGUGUCUGAGGGCUUACGGAGUCCACGAGGCAUAAGAUGUUUGCCUGAAGCUGUAUGUAGUCGAAUUAUUAUUGAGAGCCAUGAGAAAGGAUGUUUCAGGACUCUUACUGCUGAACAACCACGGCCAGACAGCUGCCAUGGUGCUUUUCGAUCUGUUGAACCUUCAGACUUGCUUAGAGGACAUCGGAGCCCAUCAUCAUGGAGAGGCAGGCACAUCAACCUUUCCAGAUCAAUAGAACAGAGCAAUCCCUGUUUCAAAGUAGGGAAUUCCUUUCAGUUACAGAGUCAUUCCCCAUUUCAAAAACUUUUACCCGAUGACAUCAAAAUUAGCAAGGGUGUUGGAAUGCCAGUCCAUGCAUACAUGGAUCCCCAGCCAUCAGAAUUAGUAGAACCUACUUGUGUGCCAGCUAAAGAAAUGGAUUUUCCUUCCUCAUCUCAAAUACUGCCCCCUGAGCCCAAGAAGCAGUUCACUACUGCCAUCACUUUUUCUUCUCACGAACACUCUGAGUGCAUUUCUGAUUCCUCUGGUUGUAAGGUUGGUGUUACUGCAGGUAGCCAGAGUAGUGGGCCAUCUUUAGGGGUAUUUAAGCCUCAUAUCCCCGAACAGCAGAUUUCUCCUAGAGAUCUUAAACAGAAAACCUCUUUGCAGUCAUCACUUGAAAGGCAUGGUUCUACACCGGUGACUAUUUUAGCUGAUGGUAGUAGGCAAAGGCAAAAAUUACCUGUUGAUUUUGAGCAUUCUCAUCAAAAAGAAAAACUCUUACAAAGAUUAGAUUUUAAAGUCAGCCAUUCUGAACCCAAUGUCAGUACAAAUGUUAGCAAUUUCAAGGAAGUUCAAUUUUCUGGUAAGGAUACCAUUGUUAGCCAGGACAAACUAACUUCUACAGUAGAGGUAAAAGAGAAGAAUGUAACUGUAACUCCUGAUCUUCCUUCUUGCAUUUUUCUUGAACAACAAGAGCUCUUUGAGGAAAGCCACACCCCACGUACAGAUCGUCAUAUGAGAAAAUACCCUUCUCCCUCUUGUCCAGAAAUUGCUUCUUGCAUUUUUCUUGAACAGCCAAAACUCUCUGAACAAAGCAAAGCCCCACAUGUAGAUCAUGAAAUAAGAGAAGAUCACUCUUUCUUUCCUAAGUGCCAGGAUUAUAUAGUUGCAGACCCUUCUCCCGAUUUUCCUGAUCAGCAACAAUGCAAACCUCCANACGUAGUUGGUCACACGAGAAGACAGAACUCUCUUCUUUCUCAAGGUCAGGAUUAUGAGUUAGAAGAGGUUCAACAUAUACCUCAGUCAUACUUUUCUAAUAUGGUAAAUGUUAAAGCCAAGGUCAGUCAUGCGAUCUCCCAGUCAGCCCCUGACCACUGUACAGCUGCAUCUACUCCACCUUCAAAUAGAAAAGCACUUUCAUGUGUUCGUAUUACUCUUUGUCCCAAGACUUCUUCCAAGUUGGAUAGUGGAACCUUAGGUGAAAGGUUUCAUUCAUUGGAUCCUGCUUCUAAAACAAGGAUUAAUAGUGAGUUUAACUCUGAUCUGCAAAUUAUAUCUUCAAGGUCAUUGGAACCAACCUCCAAAUUACUGACCUGUAAACCAGUAGCACAGGAUCAAGAAUCUUUAGUUUUUCUAGGACCUAAAUCUCCACUGGACUUCCAAGUCGCACAGUCUUCUCUUCCAGAUAGUAAGACUAUUUUUCAGGACUUGAAAACCAAACCUCCUCAGAAUAGCCAGAUAGUAACCUCAAGGCAAACACAAGUGAACAUUUCAAAUUUGGAAGGAUAUUCCAAACCAGAGGGGACUCCAGUAUCUGCAGAUGGUUCACAAGAACAGAGUAAGGUUUCCUUUACUACGUCCUUUGGAAAGUUAUCAUCUGAUGCCAUCACUCAGAUAACAACAGAAGGUCCAGAAAAGACCACAUUUUCAUCUGAAAUUGUUAUUCAUGCGGAUGAUCGUGGACAGGGCAUUCUAGACCCCAUGGCCCAAAAGCUAUCCAGGUUUGCCUCAUCAUCCUUAGUGCAGCAAAUCCCAGCUUCUCAUGGCAAAGACGCCCAGCCUGUGCUGUUACCAUAUAAGCCAUCUGGUAGUUCGAAGAUGUAUUAUGUUCCACUGUUAAAAAGAGUUCCUUCAUAUCUGGAUUCCAAAUCUGAUACCACUGUUGAGAGCUCACAUUCAGGCUCCAAUGAUGCUAUUGCCCCAGACUUUCCACCUCAAAUGCUAGGCACAAGAGAUGAUGACCUCUCCAACACUGUAAACAUUAAGCACAAAGAAGGGAUUUAUAGCAAGAGGGCUGCAACAAAGGGGAGAAACCCCUCUCAGAAAGGUAAUGCAGUGGCCCCAGUUCAAAUGCCUAUAACUUGGGAUGAGAAUGUCUUGGACGAAAACCAAGAAGAGGUCAUCAGUAGAGGAGUUGUGAUCAAGAUGGCAGGACCUGAAGAAAUGUCAUCCCUGGAGAAGGACCUUGCAGGUCCCAGUGAUAUCACUGUACAAGACAGAAAAACUGAAAAUCUGCCAGACACUAAAUCCAUUAAACAGAAGGAAGGAUCCUUAGAGAUAGAUAGCACAGGAUAA